This is a messenger RNA of Branchiostoma floridae (Florida lancelet), 8211 nucleotides long. RefSeq names its product mesocentin-like. Bases 345 to 6173 code for a protein of 1942 amino acids. The record is from RefSeq and is a predicted model, not a curated record. NCBI's taxonomy places the organism in Eukaryota, Metazoa, Chordata, Leptocardii, Amphioxiformes, Branchiostomatidae. The transcript has 8 exons.
CUGGGAGAAAGAGUUACUUUUAUAUAGAAGUGUAAAGUCGUUAUAGCUUGCCGUGUCGUCAGCCACUACCUGUUCUCAGUGCGAGUGGGUUACAACCCUCCAUGGUGUACAGAAGGACGUCCAGAAGCAGCUAUGACGAAACGUCUAACCUGACCUUUACACCAACCACUACCCCGAAACCCCCUCCUUCAAAGUGUAAGAGUCCGUGCAUAUGUAAAACACUUAACGGCAAGUUAUAAAGUUAGUUAGAUACGCCCAGGAGGACACAGUAGCCGUUUGGGGGAUACUGUGCCGGUCGGCUGUACAGCGCUGAUAAGGAAGGCCACGUCUGUGGGUGCGGAAUCAUGUCUGGGGUGACUUUGACUGUGUUUGUUCUCCUGGUUCACGCCGUGUUGUUGGAAGGCGGUCCGGCCCUGCGUACCGGCCGCAGUCGCGGGCACGUCGUGAAGAGAGUACGGAGGGACGAGCAUGACGAUUCCUGCACCUACACCUUCAGAAUAACGGCGGCGGACGCCAUCUCGUCCUCCUGCGCCGCGCCGCCCGGCCUGCAGAACGUGACCGGAGAGCUCCAGGCGCUCGCCGCGCGGCUCCAGUCCGAGCUGGCCGAGGGGAUGGAGCGGCUCACCGACAACGAGGAUACCAUCAACCGCUGCUGCGACCAGGUCGCACAAUUGGAAACGCGUGUUCUGGAGGAGCAGCUUGAACGGGCCAACCUUGCCGCUAACGUUGCCAACAUGACGGGGAAAAUAGACACUGCCAUGAUCGGGGCGGAAUUGCGCGAGUCGGAGAUGAAGACGGCCAUGGCGGAAAAGAACGGAGACCUGCAAGCCGGGAUCCUCGAGAACAGUCGGAAGAUCGCCGAGCUGGACGGGCGCCUGUCAAACGAGGUUAGUGGACUUCAAAACUUGGUCGGUAGAGAGCAGCAGCAGCGGUUACAAAUGUUUGCACAACUAACGAACUACACAGCCGUCAUAGAUCAGACCAUAGCUUCUCAGGCGGCCUCCAUUCAGGACAAAGUCAAUGGAAUGUUGGCAGAACGCGACGAAAUAGAAGCCGGUGAGGCUGCCGCUGACGGCUCUCAGUGUUGCCAGGACUUAGAGGGUCGGUUUGCGAACCUGACCAGCGCUGUGAUGAUGCAGCAAGUAACGACACAGAAACUGAAGCUAAGUCUGGAAGUCGAGGUCACUACCCAGGCCAAACAACUCGCGGCAGAUUUAGAAGAGGAACGCCUACUUCGCACACAGCUGCAACUUCAGGUCGCUAACCAGACCACCGAAAUCGAGAGGCUGGACACAUUAUUGAAAAAGGUUGAUGGAAAUGGCAAUGGGAAUGGUAAUGGUUAUGGACCAGAUGGGCUGUUGUCGAGGCCAGGCGUAGGCGUGGCCGUUAACGGUAGACCGGAGCCGUCCCUCUCGGAGCCCGUGGAGCCCAGCGCUGAGGACCUGGCGGAGGUCCCCACCACGCUGGAGGGGCAGCGGGAGUACGUGGCCGGGCUGGGCGCGCAGCUGAAGGAGGAGCGCAAGCGGCUGGCCCAGCUGCUGAUCCAGGUGGACGAACAGGGGCUCCGGGUGGCCGACAUUGACGCCAUGGAGGAUAAGAUUAGGGAACUGGAGCAGUGCUGCGAACGUCUGAACGCGCAACUUGCCGAGCAGCAGGACAGGUUGGGCAGUCUGGAGAGAGAUGCUGGGAUAGCACCGGACAUUAAAGCUCCCGGCACGCCUGGUCCGGAACUCCCGCCGGUUGGCACGGUAACGGCGCUGCUGGAGGUCACCACGCGGGAGAUCGCCAAGGUCACGGAAGAGCUGGAUAGGCUAGAACCCACCAAGGCGCCUCCGGCUGAGAUCGUGGAAGGCCUGACGACUGAAAGGGCUGAACUUGAGGGCAUCGCCACAACACUGAAGGCCAUUCAAGCCAUCACUGGCGAGGAGUUCGCUACACCUGGGCCUGGCGUUCCCGGGGUGAUCGCACCUGGCGUCACACCUGCUCCAGGAGUGGCACCUGUGGGACCUGGGGUCACAGCUGGUCCCGGAGCAGUUGCACCUGGAGUGCCGGACGGCAGAGUUAUCGCUGUGACCGACGCCUCCGGCCGAGCGGUGACGGACGAGUACGGCCGGCCCGUCACGCAGAUCGCACCUGCAGAGAUCGCACCUGGAGUCACACCUGCUCCAGGAGAAAUUGCACCUGUGUUCCGCCCUGUGACCGACGCCUCCGGUAACCCUGUAACUGACGAGUCCGGCCGUCCCGUUACCGAGGCGGUUCCCGGUGUUCGUGCCGUAACCGACGCCUUCGGCAACCCUGUGACAGACGCGUCCGGCCGACCCGUCACCGAGGCGAUACCUGGAGUUGUGACCGACGCGUCGGGCCGUCCUGUAACCGACGCUUCCGGCAGGCCAGUAACCGAAGCACCUUCACUAUUCCGCACAGUAACCGACGCGGACGGCAACCCUGUGACCGACGAGUCCGGAAGACCAGUGACCGAAGUGGCCCCUGGAGUCGUAACCGACGCGUCGGGCCGUCCUGUCACCGACGCCUCCGGCAGACCGGUGACCGCUGCCGCCCCUGUAUACCGUGCGGUGACCGACGCCUUCGGAAACCCUGUUACAGACGCGUCCGGCCAACCCGUCACUGAAGCUGUUCCCGGUGUCCGUGCGGUUACAGACGCUUCCGGUAACCCUGUCACCGAUGAACUUGGCAGACUGGUGACCGAGGUGGCCCCUGGAGUCGUAACCGACGCGUCAGGAAGACCUGUAACCGACGCCUCCGGCAGACCAGUGACAGAAGCGCCUUCCCCAUACCGUACAGUAACCGACGCCUCCGGCAACCCUGUGACUGACGAGUACGGAAACCCCGUCACAGAAGUGGCCCCAGGAGUCGUAACCGACGCCUCAGGAAGACCUGUAACCGACGCUUCCGGCAGACCAGUGACCGCUGCAGCUCCUGUAUUCCGCACGGUGACCGACGCCUUCGGAAACCCUGUGACAGACGAGUCCGGUAGACCGGUUACGGAGGCGGUUCCAGGAGUCCGUGCCGUAACCGACGCCUCCGGAAACCCUGUGACCGAUGAACUUGGCAGACUGGUGACCGAGGUAGCCCCUGGAGUCGUGACCGACGCGUCGGGCCGUCCUGUGACCGACGCUUCCGGCAGACCGGUGACGGAAGCGCCUUCACCAUACCGCACGGUAACCGACGCUUUCGGCAACCCUGUGACCGACGCCUCCGGAAAUCCCGUCACAGAAGUUGCCCCAGGAGUCGUGACCGACGCCUCAGGAAGACCAGUGACCGACGCUUCUGGCAGACCGGUCACCGAGGCACCUUCACCGUACCGUACAGUAACCGACGCCUCUGGAAACCCUGUGACCGACGAAUACGGAAAUCCCGUCACAGAAGUUGCACCUGGAGUCGUAACCGACGCGUCAGGAAGACCUGUAACCGACGCUUCGGGCAGACCAGUGACGGAAGCACCUUCGCCAUACCGUACAGUAACCGACGCCUCCGGCAACCCUGUGACUGACGAGUACGGAAACCCUGUAACAGAAGUGGCACCUGGUGUCGUAACGGACGCCUCCGGAAGACCAGUGACCGACGCUUCCGGCAGACCGGUGACCGAAGCGCCUUCACCAUAUCGUACGGUAACUGACGCUUUUGGCAACCCUGUGACUGACGCGUCCGGUAACCCUGUCACAGAAGUAGCCCCUGGAGUCGUGACCGACGCCUCAGGAAGACCUAUAACCGACGCUUCCGGCAGACCAGUGACCGAAGCACCUUCACUAUUCCGCACAGUAACCGACGCGGACGGCAACCCUGUGACUGACGAGUCCGGCAGAGUUGUGACGGAAGUGGCCCCUGGAGUCGUGACCGACGCCUCAGGAAGACCUGUGACCGAUGCCUCUGGCCGACCGGUGACAGCUCCGCAAUUCCGUGCGGUAACUGACGCGUCCGGCCGCCCCGUGACUGACGAGUCCGGCCGCCCCGUGACUGAGAGAGUCGGCCCGCUCGCACCUGGAGUUAUCCCGGUAACAGACGCGUCCGGCAGACCCGUCACCGACCAGUAUGGCCGCCCCGUCACCCAGCUCGCGCCAGGAGUCACGCUGGCACCUGACGAGUUCGCCACACCUGGUCCAGACGGACUUGCACCCGGAGUCCGCCCCGUCACAGACGCGUUCGGCCGCCCGGUCACAGACGCGUCCGGAAGACCCGUGACCGAAGCCGCACCUGGAUUCCGCCCCGUAACAGACGCCUUUGGUCGCCCAGUGACCGACGCCUCCGGCAGGCCCAUCCUGGAAGCAAUCCCGGGCAUUCCGGACGUCACAACAGAAGAGAUCGACGCCCUGGUAACCAGGCUGCCAGGUGUCCGUCCCACCACAGCGCCAGGUGACCAAAUCGGCGUCACCGACGUGCUGAGGGCCAUCACCACCGCUAUGAUCGAGGAGCCGCGGGCGACUACAGCCGCCAUCAAGGCCGUCACCGGGCCGGACGCUGAGGCGGUCACCGACGCUGCGGUGGAACUGAUGACAAAGAUAGAGGAGGCCACCAAGGCGCCUGGUCCCGAGAUUGUCCCAGGACCCACAGAUGCGCCAUCCGUGGUGACAGACCGAGUGAUCCUGACCACGGAUGAGUACGGCCGCCCGGUGACCCAGAGAGUGCCGGCAGUUCCGGAGGGCAUCCCCGUCACAGACCAGUACGGCCAGCCCGUGACCGACCAGUACGGCCGCCCCGUCACCCAGCCGAGACCCGAGGCGGUCAUCCCCGUGACCGACGCGUCAGGACAGCCCGUUACCGACCAGUUCGGCCGGCCCGUGACCCAGAGAGUGUCCGUGGUGACGGACGCGUCAGGUCAGCCCGUCACCGACGAGUCUGGCCGCCCGGUGACCCAGCGCGUGAUCGCCGUGACCGACGCGUCAGGCCGCCCGGUGACAGACGAGUCGGGCCGGCCCGUAACGCAGUUGGCGAUCGUCACCACGGACGGGCAAGUCCUGACGGUGACAGACGAGUCCGGGCAGCCCGUCACCGACGAGUCCGGCCGCCCUGUCACGCAGAGAGUCGUCGCCGUUACCGACGCGUCAGGCAGGCCCGUCACAGACGCGUCAGGCCAGCCAGUGACGCAGAGAGUCGUCGCCGUCACUGACGCGUCCGGCAGGCCCGUGACAGACGAGUCCGGCCGCCCUGUCACACAGAGAGUGGUCGUGACGACAGACGAGUAUGGCCGCCCCGUGACUGCCAUCCCCACCCCCGCCCCCGGGGUGACCCCCCGCCCGGACUACCCCACCCCCCAGCCCGGCCUGACCCCCAGCCCCGACCUCGCCGCCCUGCUGAAGAGACUGGACGAUCUGGAGAAGAAACUCACCAGCCAGGCGGAGGACCUGCAGAGGGAACUGCAGGAGGAGGUGGACCGGCGGCAGAACCUGGAGGACACGCUGGGUCAGCAGAAGGAGGAGCUGGGCCGCCUGACGGAGGAGAACGUGCAGCUGCGCGGCGUGGUGUCCAACCAGUCAGCGGAGAUCUCCCGCCUGCAGCUCAAGCAGAACAAGAUAGACACCAAGGACGGGCCAGAAGUGAUGCCGACCUGUGCGGACUGGAAGCGUGCUGGGUUCAAGCGAAGCGGGAACUACACGCUGGACCCGGACAGUCCCACCUGCGGAGUGGAGCCCUUCGAGAUCUACUGCGACAUGCAGGACUGCACCACAGGAGUAACCGUGAUCCACCACGACAGCGAGGACCGGACGCUGGUGCAGGGCUGUGAGGAACCCGGAUGUUUCUCACAGCAAAUAAACUACGAGAUCUCCAUGGCGCAGAUCCGGGCUCUGAUGGCGCGAUCCAGCAGCUGCGAACAGUACAUCCGGUACGAGUGUUACGGCUCAGUGCUGUUGCAUGACGGUCAGAACGAACCCUUCGGCUGGUGGGUGUCACGUGACGGCCAGAAGAUGACGUACUGGGGCGGAGCCGAGCCCGGCAGCAACAAGUGCGCAUGCGGAGAACAAGGUAACUGUGCGGGCGGCCAGAAGUCCUGUAACUGCGACAAGAACGACCUGGUCUGGCGGUCCGACGAGGGCAUGAUCCGCGACAUCGAGGCUCUGCCCGUCACGAGGCUGCACUUCGGAGACACCGGCGACUACGGAGGCGGCUCCACGGAGAAGGGCUUCUUCACGUUAGGGCCGCUACGGUGCAGAGCUUAAGGUAGUUGUGUGAGCCGGCGGUCAGGUGCCCCGCCUGUCCGCCGUGAUGUCAUAAUCAGACGACCCUCCUGUACAGCAGCACAGCCUCCCCCGACGCCAUCUCCCGCCAAAACCCAACCCGGUGUACCCGCUCCUCUUCUUCACAGCUUCAUCCCUUCGGUCUGGCUUCGGGAAUUCCGACUCUUGUCUACAAGAUUGGAACCACGUUUGGUCGGUAAUCACGUCACGUGGCCGGGGUGGGAAGCCGCGGUCCCCGCCGCCUCGUGUCGCGUCGUUCCUGCCAACUUUAGGGACGGGCCGGGGCCGGGGGGGACCCAGACAACCUCCACCCAGCUGGAUCCGCUUUCCCCGCACAUUCCGCCCGAGUCAAGACGCAACCUCCUGUUACGUAACGCCCAGAUAGCCAUCACAUAAUUGUUUGAUUUGUCGGUUGUAACGAAUAAGUUAUUGUAAAGUUAGACAAGGCCCCAUACCCGACACGUUCCCUGGCACGCCGACAGAAGGAAGCUUGCCACCAGUGUAGCAGCACCGCCAGGCGACUUACUUACCAACUGCAACCCAUUGAUAACUGACGUAACAAGGAUACAUUUAUUGAUUGUUAUUAAUUGUUAUAUACAUACACAAAAAUCAGCAUUUUUAAACCAUUGUUCAUGUGUUAUAGUUAAACAAAUAUUUGGUGCUAAUAGUGUUUUACUAACUACACGUGCAGGGCAUUAUAAAUGACCUUAGACGACAUCUAACAUAGUAACGUCACUCAGGAUGUACAUGCUACCUAAGUCAUAACCACUGUCUUCUGCUAGAUACAGAACUAACUAUAGACUCACGCUUCUCAUCAGAGCAUACUUUUUUUUUCAAUUUGUCCGAGAUUUUGUUGUUGUAAGCUAACAUACAAAGAAAUGUUGUGGAAAGGUCCCCUUAAGAUUUAUAUAGUGGGACUACUGUAACUACUAAUACUGUUUUAUUUUCAAUGCAAAGAAAACCACAGUGCUCUUUAUCAUAGUGUUUCCGACUUAACACAAUUCUCUAAUUACGUAGUUAAAAGACGGCUUAAUGAAAUUCGAAGGGAUCAAAGUUGUUUCAAUGUGUUAUUCCAUUGGGUACAGGGGACUAUAAUAGAUAGACUAGCCCCUUUUUGAAAUGACAAAGAAGAAGAAAGUGUAUUUGAUGUAUUGAUAUAUUGUCCCAAUGGAUAGUUUUUUGUUGUUUGUUAUAGAGGGAUCUAGGCACACUUUUGUUCCGCUGUGGUGAAGUGAUGUUCGUAUUCACUUCUGCUGCUUUGUAAUUAUUAGCUAGAGUUAGUAAUUUUACUUCGAGUCAGGUCUCAGUUAUUAACAGUUGUAGGAAUCAAUUAACACUCAAUAACCCGCAGAGAGAAUCGUCUAACAUUGUUUUCCUGGCUUCCUAAAGAAUUUCGUGUAUAUGUUUUAUAGUAGUCAUUGAUACCCUAGUUCACCUUAAUUCGUGGGGUAACCUAUAUUCGUUGUUUUAAAAAAACUGGGUAUUACAUAGAUUUCAGGUCAACGACGUGGGUUUCAAAUGUCAACAUUUUCAAGGUAUUGCAAUGUGAAACUACCUUCCAUCGACUUAACUAUCCCCAAAUACCCUCUUUUUAUAUACAACGGAUAUAGGUUACCCUACGAAUAAAGGUGAACUAACGUAUCUAGUAUAGCUCUGAAAUGUAGACUGUUUCUAGCGUAUGAAAAGAGCAAAGUGUAACUUUGAGAGAGUUGAGAGGCGCUUGUUUGAACCGAUGCAAUGAGUUAGCCUUAUAUAUAUAGUCCGAGAUUCUUUCAAAGACAGCGAAUAGACUUAAGAGUCUUCAAUACUCCACAGAGUCUUAAACUGGCCACAGCGAAUCUUCAGACGUCUUUUAAGUUCUUAUUCUGCGCUGUUUUAGGCCAGAAGUACCAGAACACUGUAAGAAGCACGCGUGGCAAUGAUGAUACCAAAUCUUAAGAUUUUUGUGACGGCACAAGUCCACUUCUGUCAUGUCUCUAAGAUGGAAGACUUGUCAGUAAUAAAAUGGUGCUACAACAAA